Messenger RNA from Perca fluviatilis (European perch), 3080 nucleotides. RefSeq names its product cytochrome P450 1B1-like. The record is from RefSeq and is a predicted model, not a curated record. NCBI's taxonomy places the organism in Eukaryota, Metazoa, Chordata, Actinopteri, Perciformes, Percidae. The transcript is spliced from 2 exons. Gene Ontology annotation, molecular function: iron ion binding; steroid 17-alpha-monooxygenase activity; heme binding. Gene Ontology annotation, biological process: progesterone metabolic process; hormone biosynthetic process. The coding region runs from base 57 to 1628 and encodes 523 amino acids.
CUCACUAGCUUCUGUGGUGGAGUGGUGAAACAAAAUACAAACUACAGGAUAACACAAUGGCUCAAAUCGACGCAGAGUUUGGUGUGAAGGGCAGCAGCUUCAUCAGGGAAUGGAGUGGACAGGUCCAGCCUGCUCUGGUCGCCUCCUUUGUUUUCCUCUUCUGUCUGGAAGCCUGUCUGUGGGUCAGGAACCUCAGGCUCAAGAGAAGACUACCGGGACCCUUCGCCUGGCCCGUGGUCGGCAACGCCAUGCAGCUGGGCCAGAUGCCUCACAUCACCUUUGCCAAGCUAGCCAAAAAAUACGGCAAUGUGUAUCAGAUACGGCUGGGCUGCAGCAACGUUGUGGUUCUGAAUGGAGACAGGGCGAUACGUGAGGCUCUCAUACAGCACAGCACAGAGUUUGCAGGCAGACCAAACUUUGCCUCUUUUCAGGCUGUCUCAGGGGGGAAAAGUAUGACUUUCACUAAUUACAGCAAACAGUGGAAGAUGCACAGGAAAAUUGCUCAAUCAACGAUCAGAGCAUUCUCAUCUGCCAACAGCCAGACCAAAAAAGCCUUUGAGCAGCAAAUUGUGGCUGAAGCCACAGAGCUAGUUGAGAUUUUCCUCAAACUCAGUGCUCAGGGCCAGUAUUUCAACCCCGCUCAUGAGCUGACAGUAGCUGCAGCGAAUGUGAUCUGUGCCUUGUGCUUUGGAAAACGUUAUGGACAUGAUGAUGUUGAGUUUAAAGCAUUGUUACAGAAGUUAGAUAAGUUUGGAGAGACAGUAGGGGCUGGCAGCUUGGUGGAUGUAAUGCCAUGGCUUCAGUCUUUCCCUAAUCCAGUCCGCAGCAUGUUCAAGAACUUCAAAGACCUGAAUCAAGAGUUCUUUGGGUUUGUCCAUAACAAGGUGGAGGAGCACAGAGAGACAUUUGAUCCAGAGGUAACGAGGGAUAUGAGUGAUGCCAUUAUUGGCGUGAUUGACAAGGCUGACAGUGACAAUGGCCUCACCAAAGGCCACACAGAGAGCACGGUGUCAGAUCUGAUUGGUGCAGGCCAGGAUACCGUCUCCACCGCUAUUCAUUGGAUUCUCCUUCUGCUGGCUAAACACCCUGAGAUACAAACCAAACUCCAUGAGCUCCUUGACAAAGUGGUGGGGAGAAAAAGGCUGCCAUCUGUUGAGGACAGAAUCAGCCUGGCCUACCUGGAUGCAUUCAUCUACGAAACCAUGCGCUUCACUAGCUUUGUCCCCAUCACCAUCCCCCACUCCACAACCUCAGACGUCACCAUCGAAGGUCUCCACAUCCCCAAAGACACGGUGGUCUUCAUCAAUCAGUGGUCCGUCAAUCACGACCCCUUGAAGUGGAAGGAUCCACAUAUCUUUGACCCCUUGCGCUUCCUGGAUGAAAAGGGCUCCCUAGACAAGGAUCUCACAAACAAUGUUAUGAUCUUUUCUGCAGGGAAGAGAAGAUGUAUUGGGGACCAGAUUGCCAAAGUCGAAAUAUUUUUGUUCUUUGCAAUUCUACUCCAUCAAUGUAGCUUUGAGAAAAGUUCUCAUGAGGACCUGUCUUUAAACUGCUCCUAUGGUUUAACACUAAAGCCUUUAAAUUACAAGAUUACUGCCAAACUCAGGGGAGAAUUACUUAAAGGCUAAUAAAAGUGUUGUAAAACUGGUUAUCCAAUAAAGAACAGCAAUGCAAUAUAAGGUAUGUGUUCUAAAAUAAAUAUCUAUGCCUUGUAUCAAAGUUGUUUUUUUUUUGUAAUAAGCUUUAACUAACCCAAAAUAUGCAAUAUGCAAAUGAUAAGCUUUCUUACUUCUACUGACAUUUAAAAUUGUGACUGACAAGCAAUAUAACCAUUCACUUUGUUACAAGUUGCCAGUUAAUGUAUUAUUAGUAAAACUUUGAAAAACUGUGACUAACUGAGAAAAUCUAAAUAUAUAUGCAUCUGUCACAGAAGAAAAUGUAAUGAAAGCUUUUGAUUUGUUUGCCCAAAACCACAAUUCAUAAUAAACCUUAAGUAUGUAUUGUUAUUUAUAUGAGGGUAAUCAGCGGAAUCACCCUAAAUAGCAAUAUAAACUGGUGGUGAUGAAUGAUUUUCACUUUAAGCAUUUUGUGUUUCUCGCUGAUGGGGAGAAAUCACAUGCCAGCUGUGUGGUCUCAACAGAGCAGUAAUUUACCCAGACUCAUUUAUCUUCCCAUGUAUUGACCUUUUUCAUGUUUGAGCUUAUUACAAAUACAGUGUGCAAGUCAUUUACAGUCACGUGCUUUUAAAUCAUGCAUAAUACUGUUGUAUUCUGAUAAUAACUCACAUGUAUUAUAUGUUGAAAGCCUUACAGAACAUGCUUAUAAACUAUUACGGCACACUGAAUAACAAGCUGUGUAGAAUAUCUAAAUAAUGUUUUGCAUAAUGAACAUGGCCCAGUGUCAUACACUCUGUACUCUACAAUGUACAAUAAACAAUUUGUAUGGAUUUCUAACUGAACCUGUGGGGUGUAUCAGUCAGAGCAGCCAAAGUGUUGAGAACCGCAGAGGCCAGAGAGGUCAAAGAAGUAAUAAUAGAUCAUGAUGUCUCAGUGUUGUUGUGAAAGAUUAAUAUGGGUUACAGUCAGGCCCUGCAUGCUCUUGUUCUCCACUCCUUACAAGCAGGCUGCGACUCAGUACAUCAGUACAGGCAACAGUAGGCAGCCACAAGGUUCACUCGUCAAUAUUUUACACGGAGCGCGGUGUACUUUUGACUGCUGUGUCUUUUUUCUUCUUCUGAACAAGCACAUUCAGUUUCAGCCAAGUCAGUGUUAUCUUCCAUUUAUCAAUACACAGAGCAGUUCUUCUUUUAACAUCAUGUUAAAUAAAACGUGUGAAAUAGUAAAGACUGGAGUUAUGAAAAAUUACAAGGUUGGCAUUAGGGAACAGGAAACACAGUGAGUUCACUAAAUCACCUUAAGAAACACUGUUACAGAGGGGGGUCACAUUAGGUUGUAUGCCAGUAAGUAAUAUUUGUCAGCCGUGUCUGCAGAGGAGUACUUUCACUUUUGUUACAUUACGUGCAUUUUGCUGAUGAUACUUCUGUACUUAGGGGAUAUUUUAAAUAAAUAAUAAAGAAAUGA